CUGGGCCCAAACUGUGACCUCAGGAUGACGUUCCUCCCCGGCCCAGCCCCUCCUGCGAUGCACUGCCGUGUCUGCCCUGCAGUCUCACACAGAGACAACAAUAUUCCCACACGUCAAGGACUAGCAGAGCCACCAGCUCGGGUUACCUCCAGCUGCUUCUGAUGCUUUGUGUCGAAAAUACACCUACUGUCAACCAACUGCGACAAGAUGUACCACUCUGACCACGGCGUUGACUUCCUGGACCUCUCCUUCUGUAUCCCUGGCAGCCCUGCAGAACUGUGCCCAGCAUACACAAAUUGAACAGAACCCUCCAAGAAACCACAUAUAUACCAUCACCUUCAGCCUGCUCUGCUCCUGUCUCACGCUUUUUCCACCUGGACCAUGGACAGCCCCCCUAAGCUGUCAGGCGAGACCCUGAUCGUACGCCACAUCCCCCUGGUGCACUGCCAGGUUUCAGGUAUGCGGCAGGUUGGCUGCGGGGGCUCGCUGAAGAGGAGCAAACCGUUUAUCCCACCUGAGAACUUGGGCUUGAGUCGCACCACUUCCCUUCCCGAGAGAGACAUCCUUCAGAGAGAGGCACUCCUCUUCAGCAGCCUGAUCCAGACCUCCAACGUCUCCUGGGCAUCCCACAACGGGGGAAGACAUAGGAAAGUGGGAGGGAGAGGAGGCAGCACAGCAAGUGAUGAUUCAUCAUUUACCUCGAGUAAUUCAGACGACCAGCUGAUUACAGCUCACACAUUACCACGUGUCAAACCUAGAAACAGAAAUCCAUUGCGUCACAAUCCCUUUCUGCUGAAUACCGAAGAUGAGGAUGAAGAAGAGGAAGAGGACGGUGACAACCUCAGUGGUUAUCUUGAAGACUCGUCUUUUCACCUUCACAGUGACAUGAACUCUGCCCACGAUGACCAGACAGCUUCUUUCCAUUUGCACAACUUUGCAUCCGAGCCCUUCCUCUUGCACAGGUCCAUGGGUGGAAGCAGCGGGGAGUCCCUCAGGGCAGAAGCCUCGGACCUCUCCACCCACCUGGAGGACAUGGACAUUCUAGGACUGGACAGCCAGCUGCGCCUCGGCAGCAGUGGUUCCAACAUGUCCAUGGAUUGUGGAGAGCAAGACUGGGGCGAUGACGAUGGAGAUCAUCCUAUGAGGUGUGGACGGAGCUCCUCCAGCUCAUCCACGCAACACUGCUCCUGCUGUGCUCUCAGCCAGAACUAUCCCCAGCACUUCCCUGAAUCCUUCUCGGAGCCUUUCUCGGAGUGCCAGCACGGCUACGGCAGCGACUCCUCGUGCAACAGCUCUGAUGGCGUGCUCGUGAACUUCAGUGCCAUUUACAACAAGAUGAACAACAGCAUUCCUGAGAAGCCACCGGUCUCUGGGCACACCAACCUCAACAGCUCCACAGACCACUCCCGCACCUCGUCUGUGUCUGAUCCUCCAGGGAACAAGCGAGACUCAACCGGAGGGGCCUUCUAUCUAGACCUUCACACCUCGCCAACGGAGCCUCCCUUGUCACAGCAACAGCCCUUCCCUCUGAUCCAUGAGCCGCACUUGUCCACCUCCUCUACCUGCUCCUGUGCUGUGGAGCACCAGGGGGUUAUUGAUCUCGACGCCAACUGCAACUCUUACCAGCCCCCACAUUCUGGGUCGUCCGGAGACUUCGUGUCCUGUCUCCAGAGUCAGGCGCGCCUUGUUGUCGCCACCCAGAAUUACUACAAGCUGGUCACCUGUGACCUUUCUUCCCAGUCGUCCCCGAGCCCCGCAGGCUCCUCGGUCCACAGCUGCUCCGAUGAGCACAGCAAAGGCAGCCCCACCCCGACCCAACCCAAUGAGUACUUCCUGUUCAGGCAAAGAACAGAUGAAGAGGGUGUGGAAGAAGAAGAUGAAGAUGUGGAGUAUUCUAGGCGAGAUGAUGAAGAUGAUGAUGAUGAUGAUAAUGAUAAUGAAGAAGAGGACAAAGAGGAGAAAAAUCAGCAAGCAGUCGGUGGGUCUGAAGCUGCUCCUACCGUAAUCCAAGGUCAGGUGUAUGUCAACAUCUCCCCUCCUGUGGUUGGCCGCGAUGUCAUCGGGGCCUCCUCUGAAAGCCGUCCCCGCUCUCGCAGCUACGACCGCAACCUGGACAAGUCUCCGUCUCCUCGGCUCGGGUCUAUGGAGCGUAUGUUGAGCUGCCCAGUCCGGCUCAGCGAGGGCACUGCCCCAACCCUGCCUCCUCCUCCAAGAGUCACCUCUUUCGCAGAGAUCGCCAGAAGCAAGCGGAGAAACGGAGCUUCGGGGGGGUCACCCCCGCUGAACGGAGCUGCAGACCCUUUCUCCUCCACUUAUUCUACCCACUCCUCCGUGGAUUUCUCUCCGAUCCUGGAGCAGCGUGUGGAGGUUGACAGUAACAGCCUCUCACCUGUACCCUUCACAAGGUGUUACAGUCAGGGCAGCAUUGAGCGACACCUGGAGGGGGCAAGGGACACUCGGGCUAAAGUUGAAGGUGGCCUCUCCAGUUCCUCAGAAAGCCGUCCGGUGGUGGUGCGCUACACCAAGGACCAGCGGCCCACCACCCUCCCCAUACAGCCCUUCACCUUCCACCACCAGUUCGCCUCCAAUCCCCCGCAGCCGAAGCCUCUGCUGCCCCUGCUCACAGGCUACCUCUCUGGGAUGCAGGUCCGCUCGGGCUCAGGGUCCGGCUCUGGUUCUGGAGGUCCGGUGGGGGAGGAGAGUGAAGAUGCAGAAGAGAAUGUUCACCGGUAUCAAGGGGCUGCCGCUGCCCCUCCACCCGGAUCGGUUCGACCCUCACCUCUCGGGAGCUACUCCCCCGUGCGACUGCAGGGGGCGCCCAGCUCCGGGACCUGCUCCACCUGCACCCCCAGCCCUCAGCCCACACACAGCCUCUCAUGUCCGCUUUCAGCCGGACUUGGCCCCCUGCAGACCCCGCCCACAGGAAAGCAUGGAGGGGGUUCAGGACCAUUACCGCCUACCCCUCCACCUCCAUCCCUGGGGGUGAAGAGAGGGAAUGUGCCUCCAAUGCUGCCGGCGGUGCAGGGACACUGUUUCCAUCAUGGAGCUCUACAGAGUUUACCAGCUCUACACAGUGACACACUGAGCCCACUGGGAUCCAUGGACUCUCAAGUGGAGGGGAGCAAAGGGCCCGGAGCCAGGGCACAUCAUGCACACCACCUCUCCCCCCAGGCUCUCAAAUGGAGGGAGUACCGUCGUCGAAACCCCCUGGGAUUGGAGAGGGGGGUCUCUGGGGGCUACUGUUCUUCAGGAUCAGACGCCCUCUCUGGUAACCUACAACCCAGAAAGGGUGGGGGACCACGACCUGCCCGACGGAACGUGUUUGAUUUCCCUUCAGCCCCCUCUGGCCACGCGCUGGGACGCCUUCAUGUGGGCCAAUCAGCCAAGCUGCAGCAGAUCUAUAGCGACUUCCUGCCGGACUACUUCUCCAUGACCGAGAGGCCUCCGGAGGAGUUCUGCCUCUCCCCCGACGCGUCGUCUUCCUCCUCCUCCGGCUCUUCCACACAGUCCCACAUCUCUGUGGACCUGACACAGAAGAGAGUGAUAGUGGGAAUCAACGAGGAGUGUUUCAAUACUUAA
Molecule: messenger RNA, 3579 nt
Organism: Eleginops maclovinus (Patagonian blennie)
Lineage: Eukaryota; Metazoa; Chordata; Actinopteri; Perciformes; Eleginopidae
Gene: rusc2
Product: RUN and SH3 domain containing 2
Exons: 7
Coding region: 382-3579 (1065 amino acids)
Cellular component (GO): cytoplasmic vesicle
Source: RefSeq, a predicted model, not a curated record